AUGUAAUCUGCCCUCCGAAAUCUAUUCAUUUGUAUUAGCUACUGUGUGCGCCGGCUACAUGUGAUAUCGCGGAACACAAUCUGCCAGUCCUGUCUCACUAGAGAGAAAAAGGCGAAGCUAUUUGCUUUGCAAAGUCUAUCAUUGUAAACAGAAAACAGGAAAAAAAAAAAGAAUUUGGAACCGAAUAGACAUUCUCAAGUAACAUGAACGAAACUUAAUAUCGGUGCUUUAAAUCUGUCAGAGACUGGGAUUUUUUGUAACGUUAUGCCUGGAAUUACAUUGGCAAUUGGGGAAGCAUUUUGGUCGGAGUUAAAAAGGUUUGCGGUUGCUGUCAAAUUGGAUUAGGAAGCGAUAACCCCAAAUCUGCCACACAUGGAUUGCCUUUGAAGUGGGGAGCCAUGGCAAAAAUAAAUAACAUUUAAAAAAGGAUACGGAAGAUUUGGAAACUUCAUCCUCGCACGUAUUAAGACUUCAUCACAUGGAGUUCCAGUCACAGUGCUUAGUAUCAUUUGGGUACUGAAUUGACUGGACCACCGGCCCACUGGCAUCUGCAGAUUGUGCCGAUAGGGAAGCAUUUUCAUUACACCACAUAGCUGGAUGGCCGAGAGUAGAAAUGUCACUUUAAAACAACGUUGGAUACAAAUGAGUGUUCGCCAUGCCACCUGGGAUGGUCCUGAUCUCUGCUGCCGCAGUACUGCUCUCUCUCUGGAGCAGUGUCAGCGUGCUGGCCAACGCCCCAUACCCCGCCUUCUCCCGGAACGACACCAGUUUCGAGCACCUGGCCUUGCACCCUGACCCAGAGGUGGGCGUGGUCUACGUCGGGGCCCGGGACCACCUCUUCCAGCUGGCCGGAGACCUGCAGCUGCAGGUGGAGGACGAGACGGGCCCCGUGACAGACAGCAAGGACUGUCUGCCCCCCAUCACCGAUACCAACUGCCCCCAGGCCCGCCUCACCAGCAACCACAACAAACUGCUGCUGGUGGAUCCCUACUCCAGAGAACUCAUCAGCUGCGGCAGCGUUUACCAGGGCACCUGCCAGAAGCGCAGCCUGGACUCCGUCCAGGACAUACUGUUCUCCACCGACAGGCCCGUGGACACCCAGUACGUGGCCGCCAACGACCCCCAGGUGUCGACCGUGGGGCUGGUGGUGCAGGCCCGGGGCAGCCAGCCGGUGCUGUUCGUGGGGCGCGGCUACACCAGCAGCCAGCCCCCCAUCUCCACCCGCAACCUGGCCACGGAGCCCCUCUUCUCCUACGAGGAGACGGCCGUGCUGGCGGUGGCCGGGCGGCUGUCAGAGUACGACCACCACUUCGUCACGGCCUUCUCCCACGGCGGACACGUCUACUUCCUCUUCUACCGCCGCGACCUCAAGUCGCAGUCGCGGGAGUACAGGACGUACGCCUCGCGCAUCUGCGUGGACGAUGGCGCCUACUACUCCUAUGUGGAGGUGCCCCUGGUGUGCCGCUCGGCCGCCGGGAAGGGCUUCGGCCUCCUGCAGGCGGCCAGCGUGAGCCGGCCAGGGGCGCGGCCGGGCCGCCCGGAGGGGGAAGUGCUGCUGGGCGUCUUCUCCACCCGCCCAUCCUCCGCCGGUCGGCCCAGCGAGGACUCUGCCCUCUGUGUGUUCCGCCUGGCCGACCUGGACCAGCGCAUCAACACCACCCGCGACCAGUGCUACACGGACAGCGGGGGCGAGUCCGCCUACAUCGAGUACGAGGUCAAGUCCAGCUGUGCCAGCCUGCCCCUGAACACCCUUGAGGCUUACCCCUGCGGCUCUGACCACACCCCCAGCCCAAUGGCCAGCCGGGUGCCCGUGGAAGCCGAGCCCGUAUUGGAGAGCCCCUCCGCCCGUCUCACCGCAGUGGCUGUCAGUGUGAGGGCGGGGCACACCAUCGCCUUCUUGGGAGACUCCAAGGGAAACCUGCGCAAGGUGUUCCUGGGACCGGAUGGUGAGGUUCAGCAGUACGCCAGCAUCCCCAUCCAGCCUGACUCGGCCAUCAACAGUGACCUCCUCCUGGACCAGGCCGAGGAGAACCUCUACAUCAUGACCAACACUAAGGUGGAGAAGAGGCCAGUGACUGAGUGCUCUCAGCACCUGGACUGCCAGUCCUGUCUGUCUGCCCGUGACCCUUACUGUGGUUGGUGUGUUCUGGAGGGAAGCUGUGGUCAGCGGUCAGAGUGUGUGCGUGCAGAGCUGCCAGGACAGUGGCUGUGGAGCUUCGAUGUGGCGCAGCGGUGCCUCAGCGUCCAGUCUCUGACCCCAGCCAACAUCAGCAGAGAGGAGCAGAGCGAUAUUGUCCUGUCUGUGCCAGGGCUGCCCAGCCUGGAGGAGGGCGAGGCUUAUACCUGCUUCUUCCAGGAGCAUGGCAGUCCCGCCACUGUCACUGAUGCCGGCAUCACCUGCUCGUCCCCGGACGCUGACAAGGUGCCCCCUGUACACCAGGGAGAGGACUAUGUCACGGUCACCCUGUCCCUGCGCUUCCGCGACGUCACCGUCGCCGCCCGGGACUUCACCUUCUACGACUGCGGCGCCGUCAAGCAGCUAUCCGGGAGCAUGCCUUGCCGUGGUUGCGUGACCAGUCGCUGGGGCUGUAAUUGGUGUGUCCAUCAGCAUGUGUGUUCUCACAAGCCUUUGUGUGAGAGCGGAGUCAUCAUUUACAAUGAGCACUUCAGACUUCCCACGUCGGCUCCGCCCACAGCAAAUGCCUUUCCUAAAUUAAUGCCGACAGCCCCUGCCGCAACUCUGGCCCCCACAACACUUCCGCCCACAGCAGCACCCACAACCACCAUUACAACAGCCAGCACCACCACCACUGCUGCUCCAACCGCAGCUGAGCCUGCUGACAUUGCUCCACCCACAGCCACUCCCACCACCUCAGAGCCUGCUGCACGGCUGACCGCACCUCCACCCACAGCUGCCCCCAAUGCUCCGCCCCUUACGAUUGCAGACCGCGACAGCACCCCGCCCCCUGAAGCCACCACCCCUCAGAACGAGGAGGUCCUCAUUGCCGAACCUGAUGGUCCCCGGGAAGGAGCGACCGUAGUGGAGGGUGAAGAAGACACAGAGUCGCUGCCAGGCCCUGGUGUGCAGCCUGUCACCACAAUCGGGCCAGUCACCGUGAUUCCCGUUGUGGACAUGGCGACGACCCCGCCCCCCAGCAGUCCGCAAGUGCUAGAGGAAGCUGUGCCCGUAGCCACCCCCCCCACCGAGCCCCAGCCGUCCCCUGAUGCCCCCGUCCCGACCUCCUAUGACACCCCCUUCCUCUUGGGGGCGCCAGUGGACUCUGACACCUUUCUGGCAGAGCCCACCCCUUUGCCUCCCGCCCCGGUCCCGAAUGAAGAGGUGGAUGCUGAACAGGGCUCAGUGCCCCUGCCCCGGGGGGAGGGGGAGGCGGAGGCGGCCGAGGCCAACGGCGUGAACGACACGGCCACGUUCUCGGCCGCGGUGCUGUCCGGCGAUGGGGACAGCGACCACGCCCCUGCCGCCUACCCCCACCUGCAGGACCCUGACUCUGAGGCGGGCUACCAGUACGACUCGCCCGACUUUCCCCUGCCGGGGGAUGAGGGCUCCUUCGUCAGCGCGGGGUCGUCUGCCUGCCCCUGUGUGGAGAAGGUCCAGGGCUCUGCCCUCCUGCCCGUCAGUGUGGAGAGGAAGAUCACGUUGCUGGGACGGAACCUUCACCUCUACCAGGACAAGGAGUUGAGCUACGAGUGCGUGCUGAUGAUCGAGGGCCGCGCUGUGGUGGUGGGCUCGGACGUGGAGGCGGACGACUCGAACCCCGCCGUCUACCACAUCACCUGCCAGCCCCAUCAGUAUGCGUACUCUGCAUUCCUGGAGGAGUAUAACGCCAUGGUGUACAUGAGGAGGAAAGAUGCCUUCCAUGUGGACAGCCCUCAGGACCUGCAUGUGACCCUGUACAACUGCUCGGUGGGGCGCUCGGACUGCAGCCGCUGCCACACGGCGGAGCGGAAGUACGACUGCGUGUGGUGCGGAGGGGCGCGCUCCAGCUGCCUCUACAGGGACACCUGCGCAGAGGAGAUCGCACACACCUGCCCCGCGCCCGUCAUCACCUUUAUCGAGCCUCAGUCGGGCCCGCUAGAGGGGGGCACUACCAUCACUAUCUCAGGGUCAAACCUGGGGCAGAAGGCCCAGGACAUCCAGAAUUCGGUCACUGUGGCCGGCAUCCCGUGCACAGUCAACCCCAGCCAAUACGAGGUCUCCUCCAGAAUUGUGUGUGUGACAGCAGCCAGCGAGGGAGAGAAAUCUGGGCCGGUGACUGUCAGGGUCAACGGAGGAGGGCACGGCAUCUCAUUCCAGGUGUUCAGCUACCAGGACCCCGUGGUGACAGGGGUGUCCCCUCAGAGGGGCCCAAAGUCAGGGGGGACCUCCCUGACUGUGACAGGACGGUAUCUACGCACGGGGCGCCCCAGCGAGGUCAGCGUUCGGAUAGGAGACGUCCCAUGUCUGAUCACGUCAGAGAUAAAGGAGGACCGCUUUGAGUGCCAGACUGGCGCCAGUAAUAAGAUGGGGGAGCACACCGUGACGGUGCGCUUCGGCAGCAGUGAGCGCCACCUGCAGGGAGCCGCCUACCACUACACCGCCGACCCCAACAUCACCCAAGCUGUGCCCUCCAAGAGCUUCCUCUGUGGGGGCCGGGUGAUCCGUGUGUCGGGACAUAACCUGGACGUGGUCCAGGAGCCGCGCAUUCUGGUGACCGUGUCCCCGUUGGAGCCCCACCAGCAGAGGAAGAGGAGGAGGAGGAGGAGGGGUGCAGGGGAGGACGCGGGGCCAGCGAGAGGUGACGCGGUGCUGCCAAGGCACCGGCGAAUUGUUCCGGAGCCCGAUUGUCCUGAAGGCACGCUCUGUACCGUCAAGCAGUUCGUGGAGCGCUGCGAGAUGAACACCAGCUCCCUGAUCCUGUGCAGGACGCCGGCGGUGGAGGCCCAGGUGAGCCAAGCCUGGGUGCGAGUGGAGUUCCUCCUGGACAACCUGCGCUUUGACUUCAACUCCGUCAGCCCGAGCGCCUUCAGAUACGAGCUCAACCCCGUCCUGCACCCGCUCAACCAGCACGACCCCAGCAAGCCCUACCGCCACAAGCCCGGGAGCAUUAUCUCUGUGAAGGGAGAGAAUUUAGACCUCGCCAUGUUCAAGGAGGAGGUGGUGGCCAUGAUUGGGGAGGGGGUGUGUUCUGUCAAGACCCUGACCCAGAACCACCUGUACUGCGAGCCCCCUCACCAGCAGCCGUCCCCAGGUCCCAGCGGGAAACGGGAGGGCACAGAGGCCCUUCCCGAAUUUACAGUCCAAAUGGGGAAUCUGAACUUCUCCCUGGGGAAGGUCCAGUACGACGCACAGAACCCAUCCCCCUUCCCCCUGGAGGCCCAGAUCGGGGUGGGGGUAGGGGCAUCCAUUGUAGCUCUCAUAGUCCUUAUCAUCGUGCUCAUAUACAGGAGAAAGAGCAAGCAGGCCCUGAGGGACUACAAGAAGGUCCAGAUCCAGCUGGAGAACCUGGAGACCAGCGUGAGAGACCGCUGCAAGAAGGAGUUCACAGACCUGAUGACAGAGAUGAUGGACAUGUCUAGUGACCUCGUGGGCUCCAGCAUCCCCUUCCUGGAGUACCGGGCGUACGCCGAGCGGAUCUUCUUCCCCGGCCACCGGGAGUCGCCGCUGCGCCGCGACCUGGACGUGCAGGAGAGCCGGCGGCAGACGGUGGAGCAGGGCCUGGUGCAGCUCUCCAACCUGCUCAACAGCAAGCUCUUCCUCACAAAGUUUAUCCACACCCUGGAGAGCCAGCGGACCUUCUCGCCCCGGGACAGGGCGUACGUGGCCUCCCUGCUGACCGUGGCCCUGCACGGCAAGCUGGAGUACUUCACCGACAUCCUCAAGACCCUGCUCAGCGACCUGGUGGAGCAGUACGUCGCCAAGAACCCCAAACUCAUGCUGAGGAGAACUGAGUCAGUGGUGGAGAAGCUCCUCACAAAUUGGAUGUCCAUCUGCCUCUAUGCCUUCCUGAGGGACUCUGUGGGCGAGCCUCUUUACAUGCUCUUCCGUGCCAUUAAGCACCAAGUGGACAAAGGGCCGGUGGACGCGGUGACCGGGAAGGCCAAGUACACCCUGAACGACAACCGCCUGCUGCGGGAGGACGUGGAGUACCGCACUCUGACGCUGAACGUCCUGAUGCAGGGUAGUGGGGGUAACGAGGCCCAGGCGGUCCCGGCCAAGGUACUGGACUGUGACACCAUCACACAGGUGAAGGAGAAGAUCCUGGACCAGGCCUACAAGAGCACCUCCUUCUCACACCGCCCACAUACCGACUCCCUCGACCUGGAGUGGCGGUCGGGCGUGGCAGGUCACCUGAUCCUCUCGGACGAGGACUUGACGUCAGUGGUCCAGGGGACCUGGAAGCGCCUCAACACCCUGCAGCACUACAAGGUGCCAGAUGGAGCCACAGUGGCACUGGUCCCUCGACACACCAAGCACAUGCACCAUGACAACCAGGACUACGUGGCGGGAGAAAAGACACCCAUGCUGGAGGACGCCGAGGAAGGCGGGGUGAGGCUGUGGCACCUGGUGAAGGGCAGCGAGGAGCCGGAGCUGCCCAAACACCGGCGCGGUAGCCUGAGGGAGCGGGAGAGGGCCAAGGCCAUCCCCGAAAUCUACCUCACACGCCUGCUCUCCAUGAAGGGUACGCUGCAGAAGUUUGUGGACGACCUGUUCCAGGUGAUCCUCAGCACGAGUCGGCCAGUCCCUCUGGCUGUUAAAUACUUCUUUGACCUCCUGGAUGAGCAGGCUGCGCAUCAUGGGAUUGCAGACCCUGAGACCAUCCACAUAUGGAAAACCAACAGCCUGCCCCUGAGGUUCUGGAUCAACAUCCUGAAGAACCCGCAGUUCAUCUUCGACGUGCAGGCCUCUGACAACGUGGACGCCGUGCUUUCAGUCAUUGCCCAGACCUUCAUGGACUCCUGCACCAUCGCCGAACACAAGCUGGGCAGGGACUCACCGAUCAACAAGCUGCUGUACGCUAGAGACAUACCCCGGUACAAACAGAUGGUGGAAAGGUACUAUGCUGAUAUCCGACAGACCAUUUCUGCCAGCGACCAGGAAAUGAACUCCGCUUUAGCAGAGCUGUCUCGAAAUUACUCAGGUGAACUGAAUUAUCUGGUGGCCUUGCAUGAGCUGUACAAGUACAUCAACAAAUACUAUGACCAGAUAAUCACUGCCUUGGAAGAGGACACUACUGCCCAGAAGAUGCAGCUUGGUUACAGGCUACAGCAGAUUGCUGCUGCCGUGGAGAACAAAGUGACAGACUUGUGACAGCGAGACCAGAGGAAGCCAGCAGCUGCAGAGUGGGGGAGAGAGAGGGGGAGAGAAGGAGGUGGAUGGGUGAACUGGGGGGGACACAACCCUCGUUCCUUUCCUGUGUGGGACUGAAAUCAGGAGAGGAGGAGCUCCUCCACACUCCCUCUCUGUGUCAUCACCAGAGGGUGACAGCCUCUCCCCUCCUGUGCUUUGAAAAUCCCCAUUAGAGCGAACCAAACCUGCGUGCUUAACAGGCCCUAGGAGUCACUGGUCAGGACAUUCAGAUCUCCUUCUGCUCUCAUUAACGCUGAUGAUACAACACAGAGACAUAUCAGAAUAGCCCUGCAGACACAGAAUGAUGGGAGGCCAUGAAGAUGGACUGGAAAACGAUGGACUGAUCUAAUAGCGUUAAUGAAUUCCCACAAAUUGGCCCUUAAUGGCUUGACUUAAAAAGCAUACAGUGUUGCUAUGGAGCUGUAACAGGCAGAUGGGUAUGCCUAUGUAGAUCUUGGUUUUGAGAGAUUCUAUUUUCUAAUUUUUAUUUUCCAGUCUUAUUUUUUUCACUAUUGUUAAAGCCACGUACUUCAGGUUAAAUCCAGGUUAAAUUCCUCCUCGUGAGUUAGGUGAAGAGCCAGGAUACCACAUAAUAUCAGGACUGUGUUUGUUGGACACUACUUGUAAAUACAUCCUUCUCAGUUCUCUCCUAUUCCAGCGGUGGGACACAGGGGUUUUAAAUUGAUCUUGUAACUGGAAGGUUACAGGUUUGAUUCCAAGUGACUUGGUUUCCCCUUAAGCCAAGGUACUUACCCUGAAUAAUAUGUAAGCUCUGUAAGUCACCCUGGACACAUGCAUCUACCGAGCAAGUAAAUAAUGAUAAUAAUAUUCCUAAGUGUGGGUAUGACAACUUGAUGAGUUUGCAUUGAUCAACAGAGACAGUUCAGUAAGGUCUGAAAAAAACAACAGACAAGGUGUUGCCUGUGGUCCCAUACAGGG
This is a messenger RNA of Megalops cyprinoides (Indo-Pacific tarpon), 8287 nucleotides long. RefSeq names its product plexin b1a (gene plxnb1a). The coding region runs from base 656 to 7309 and encodes 2217 amino acids. The record is from RefSeq and is a predicted model, not a curated record. Gene Ontology annotation, biological process: positive regulation of axonogenesis; negative regulation of cell adhesion; regulation of GTPase activity. Gene Ontology annotation, cellular component: semaphorin receptor complex. The transcript is spliced from 39 exons. Gene Ontology annotation, molecular function: semaphorin receptor activity; protein binding. Lineage: Eukaryota; Metazoa; Chordata; Actinopteri; Elopiformes; Megalopidae.